Messenger RNA from Lachancea thermotolerans CBS 6340, 996 nucleotides. RefSeq names its product KLTH0B01210p. The transcript has a single exon. NCBI's taxonomy places the organism in Eukaryota, Fungi, Ascomycota, Saccharomycetes, Saccharomycetales, Saccharomycetaceae. The record is from RefSeq and is a predicted model, not a curated record. The coding region runs from base 1 to 996 and encodes 331 amino acids. Gene Ontology annotation, molecular function: nucleic acid binding.
AUGGCGCUUGAUCUGACCCCCGACCAAUGGGAGCGGCUCACGGCUUGGAUACGAGAUCGCAGCGGUCUGCCCGACUCGGAAGCCCUUACGCUGUUCCAGGAUUUUGUUCUUGAACUGCUUCGUAACUUACACAGUUGUAACGAGCGGAAAUGGCUAGAAGAGCAGCUUUCAGGGCUAGUGGACAAUCCUACUGAGUUUUUACGUGAUCUAGAAAUUUUCUUGAAGGGCUUGGGCGCGUCCGCGCCUCCAUCACUUAAUUCUGGCACCCCGUUCGUACUGGUGGCACAUGUCCCUUACAAAAACCUCAACGCGCAAGACGUGCAAGCUGCUUUCGCGCCCUUUGGUGCCAUUGUGUCUUGCCGUGCAGACGUGGAUUCUCGGAGCCUACUUGUCCAAUUUCGGAAAGUUGCGUGCGCAAUUCGGUGCACCAAAGCGGCCACGCUCUUCUUUAGCAACAGGUUCGUUACUGUCGAGUUAUACCAGGGCGACCCUGAAAGUUUUGGUAGCGUGCGGCUAAUUGGUAGUGCCCCUCAACCGGUGGCUGCAGAUUCGGAUCCGGUUCCGCCUUCGGCUGCGAAGCCCUCACCUGUUCCCUUCAAUGACCGCGUUCAACAAGUCCAGACCGCCCAGCAAACCAUAUUCGAGCAAAAUCAGCGUUCUGCUGAAGCCUACAAGCACAAUUUCGCUCAGUUGUUUGAGUCGAAGGAAAAGCUACUUCGGGCGCACCAAGCCGCUCUGCAGGAACUUAAGCAAAAGGUUCUCGCCACAGAGGAUCCGGCUAGUAUCUCUCGAACAAUCAUAGAGUUUCAAGAACUACAGAAGAAUAUGGAGAGCCUUGGUAUAACGCCGAUUGCCAUGGUUCAGCUGAAACUUCAGAAGUUUAACCUCGACGACCCGUCGGAAUUCCCUGUCGAGAGUCCGCGCGCGCUCGCGGUCAAGCAAAAGCGAACUAAGAAGGCUGCAUCAUUUCGGAGAAAAAUCAAACGCAGAAGAUGA